AUGGGAAAAUCUUUAAACAUUACAAAGGUUAAAAAGAAGUUUUACAAACGACGACAAACCACUCAUUGCGCUUUGAAUGAAGUUACUCGUCAAAAACACACGUGUGCUACACAGAGUCAUACUCCUUUAAUCCCCUAUGGCCGCAUUGGUGGUUUAUACGACGAUACGGCUCAUAUUAAGUGGACAUCAAACAAUUUUUUACAUUCGGGUUCUUGGGAAUCUCAUAGAGAUAAUAUUUGGUUUGAUAAUAUAGAUGUUUGUCAUACUUUACAUUAUAAUUUUAUAGGAAAUAGUUACUUUAUUGGAUAA
This is a messenger RNA of Rhizophagus irregularis DAOM 181602=DAOM 197198, 309 nucleotides long. RefSeq lists its product as uncharacterized. The record is from RefSeq and is a predicted model, not a curated record. Lineage: Eukaryota; Fungi; Glomeromycota; Glomeromycetes; Glomerales; Glomeraceae.